This is a messenger RNA of Phycodurus eques (leafy seadragon), 2332 nucleotides long. RefSeq names its product phosphomannomutase 2 (gene pmm2). Bases 593 to 1420 code for a protein of 275 amino acids. Gene Ontology annotation, biological process: GDP-mannose biosynthetic process; mannose metabolic process; protein N-linked glycosylation. Gene Ontology annotation, cellular component: cytosol. The transcript has 10 exons. Gene Ontology annotation, molecular function: phosphomannomutase activity. Lineage: Eukaryota; Metazoa; Chordata; Actinopteri; Syngnathiformes; Syngnathidae. The record is from RefSeq and is a predicted model, not a curated record.
GUGGAGGACUUCAAGUAUCUUGGGGUCUUGUUCACGAGUGAGGGAAGAAUGUAACGGGAGAUCGACAGGCGGAUCGGUGCAACGUCUGCAGUGAUGCGGACUUUGUAUCGGUCCGUUGCGGUAAAGAAGGAGCUAAGCCGAAAGGCAAAGCUCUCGAUUUACCGGUCGAUCUACGUUCCUACCCUCACCUAUGGUCACGAGGGGUGGGUCGUCCGCAAGAACAAAAUCCCGGAUACAAGCAGCCGAAAUGAGUUUUCCUCAGCAGGGUGUCCGGGCUCUCCCUUAGAGAUAGGGUGAGACGCUCCAAGGAUCUCAAAGUAGAGCCGCUGCUCCUCCACAUCGAGAGGAGCCAGAUGAGGUGGCAUGGGCAUCUGAUUCGGACGCCCCCCCGGUGAGGUGCACGUCCCACCGGGAGAAGACCCCGGGGACGACCCAGGACUAGAGAGACUACGUCCUUCGGCUGGCCUGGGAACGCCUCGGGAUCCCCCCGGAAGAGCUGGAUGAAGUGGCUGGGGAGAAGGAAGUCUGGGCGUCCCUGUUAAAGCUACUGCCCAUGAGACCCGACCUCGGAUAAGCGCCCGUGACUCCGGAAAUGGCCAUGUUUAUUGAGAAGUUGAAGACUCGGGUUCGCGUUGGCGUGGUCGGGGGGUCGGACCUCUGCAAAAUCAAAGAGCAACUGGGAGACGAUGUGAUCCAGAAAAUAGACUAUGUAUUUGCAGAGAAUGGUCUUGUGGCCUAUAAGAAGGGACAGUUACUAUCUAUUCAGUCCAUCCAGGCCCACAUGGGAGAAGAGCUACUCCAAGAGUUUAUCAAUUUCUGUCUCAACUAUUUGUCAAAGAUCAAACUUCCCAAGAAGAGAGGUACGUUCAUUGAAUUUCGCAACGGCAUGUUGAACGUCUCCCCAAUCGGACGCAGCUGUACUGUGGAGGAACGCAAAGAGUUCUAUGAGCUCGACCAGAGUGAAAAAAUCCGGGAGAAGUUUGUGUGUGUUUUAAAGGAGCGGUUCAAAGGAAAAGGGUUGUCGUUUUCAAUUGGAGGGCAGAUCAGCUUUGACGUCUUCCCUGAUGGUUGGGAUAAAAGAUACUGCCUUGGGAUCAUUGAGAAGGAUAACUACUCAACCAUUCACUUCUUUGGUGACAAGACUAAACCCUUCAGGGUGUACCCCGCCUCCUGCCCGAUGAUAGCUGGGAUAGGCUCCAGCACUCCCGCGACCCUUGUGAUGACAAGCGGUAAAAGAAAAUGGAUGGCACACACACUGGAGGAAAUGACUAUGAGAUCUACUGUGACCCACGCACCAUUGGCCAUGAAGUCACCUGUCCAGAUGAAACAGAAAAACUUUGCCAGCAGCUUUUCUUCUCAUGAGAGAAGUACCGGGACAUCUACUGCAUAUGAAGACUAUGAUGACCAAACACAAGUCUGACUUCAGACUCUAUUUCCCAACACAGAAGGCUGUUAUAGCUUAUAUGGCUUCACUAUAACAUGGUUACAGAAGCAAGUGUCAAAAAGAAAUUUGAAUUAACCUGUUAAUGGAGCAGCAGCUUCCUUACCAUAAUGUAAAAAUUGUAUCAUGCAAUAUUUCAAUCAGCUUGCAUGAAAUGUAUAACGUCCCCAUAGUAAAAGUGCAUUUCUUAAAGUACAAAUGACAGCGAAUUAGCGCACAACUUUUGUAGAGAAAUAAAAAAGCUUUUCUGGUCUUAAAUAUGACAAAACAUAAAAUACCUUAGUCAAUAAAGAAAACCAUGCAAAUAAAAUAAUGCGAACAGAGCAGUCUUGCAGUCUUCUUCCAUUUUGUUUUGUAAGCUUUGAGUCAGCCAGUAGUGAAGUCUAACACGUACGUCUCCGGGUCCUUGCACUCUUCCCCAGCGCUGGAUGAUCGGCUGCUGAGGUCAGCCACGCCUGACUCCAGGUCGCCGCUGAUAGAGCUGUCAUCUGUGUUGAGGUGCUUGACUUGGAUGGGCUGGCCUAGAGGCAGACUGAGAGCAGGGUCCUUUACCUUAGCGUUCUGAUUGGCCGGUACAAAGCUCCUGUGGUCCUGUGCGGGGCUGGUGACUGGGAUUGUGUAUGUGGUGGUUGGGUCCGGUCCACAGUGUCUCUGCUGCACGUGCUGAGUUCUCCUUUUAACCACAACUUUCUCCCACAUUAUUGGCUUCCCUGUUAGCACGGUUAUCCUCUGCAUAAGAAAAAAGUGAGAAAUCCUCUUUAUUUACUCAUCACUGAUUAAUCAGUGAAAUCCCUAAGAUACUGUCCUUAGUUUUGUGAAACAAAGUUGGGAAAUGUGUGAAACUCUGGGAGAACAUUAGUUUAGUGAUCUGUUUUGUUAUUAAAGUGCCAA